CCGUUAUCAUGACGUGGCAUUGUGGACAUUUUGUAAACCAAGUAUAUUACGAAGAUUAAUUUAAGAAAAUUAGAUGUGAUUAUAUAUAAUUGAAUAGGUUAAUUAUUUCAUCGCGGAUCGUUUUGGAGUUGCGUACCUAGAAUAUUUAUGAGAGGGCGGUUCUAUUUCCCGCUCAUGCUUGAUUGACAUGUGCCCCGAGGCUAAGCGGAGCUCACGCACAGUCAGGCGUUCUACCUUGGAAAACAUGGAAAGAAACCACCCGGCGGAUUCAUAGACAUUUCAAUAUAUUUAUUAAUGAUGGACCAUGUUUCGAGACGCUGUGGAGUCAGCCGAUCGCGUUUAACAUUGUUGUUACCAGGUUGCGAUUGUUCUCCAGUUCCAGCCACCAAAGUAAAACAUCCAGGUGCAUAAACGGGUUUCUCUCUUCCAGAUAGGAUGAAAGAUCGAGACACUUUACUCUCAUCUUCCAGCUAAAUUAGCUUGUGCCUCGGGUCGGUCAAUACAACUCCCCGUUGUUUGACUGUCUGGGACAUCGAGUGACUCUUCGACUGUCCCUGAUCGGCAUCCGAGUCCACGCCUGGGAUUUGCAGUUGUGGGACUCGCUUCAUGGAGAGAACAGCGAUAUCGUUUCAACUUUUGGACUACAGAAUAGCCUACUGCAAUUAACCAAACGUUUAGGCCAUAUUUCCACGGCAUAUUUGGAAUAUAUUUGGGUUCACUCAUGGAAAAGAAAAACAACAAAGCGAACAGGGCUCGCUCGCCGCAACUUCGGAGCCCGAACUCAACUAUCAACUCUCCUCCCAGUGGCAGCAGCGCCAAAGAGAGAGUGCACAGUGUGGACCCGUAUGGCUUUGAGCGGUUGGAGGACUUUGACUAUGAGUCGUAUGAGGAGUUGAUGUCAGAGUACCUGGCCGUGCUCACCAGGAGGUCCAUCAGGUGGUCCAAGCUGUUGCAGGGCCGGGGACGGCUGGAGAAGAGCAUCAAGGUGAAGCGGUAUGUGCGUAAGGGCGUGCCCAACGAGCACCGAGGGUUGAUCUGGAUGUCAGCCAGCGGGGCCCAGGAGCACCUGGAGAAGAACCCAGGCUACUAUCACUCUCUACUGGACACUACGAAGCAACAGCACGACCCCAAGCUGGUGGACUCCAUACGCACAGACCUGAACAGAACAUUUCCUGACAACGUCCAGUUCCGCAAGACGUCGAACCCAUGUCUCCAGAAAACCCUGUACAACGUGCUGCUAGCGUACGGACACCACAACCCAGCUGUGGGCUACUGUCAAGGCAUGAACUUCAUCGCUGGGUACCUCAUCAUCAUCACUAAAGAUGAGGAGAAAUCAUUCUGGCUGAUGGACGCUCUACUAGGCAGGAUACUACCAGACUACUACUCCCCGGCCAUGCUGGGUCUGAAGAUGGACCAGGAGGUUUUAGGGGAGCUUGUGAGGACCAAAGCCCCAGUUGUGUGGCAGGCCAUGGGGCAACACAACGUCAUGUGGACCCUGGUGGUCUCCAGGUGGUUCAUCUGUCUCUACAUAGACGUCCUGCCUGUAGAGACGGUUCUGCGUAUCUGGGACUGUCUGUUCUACGAGGGUUCUAAGAUACUGUUCCGUGUGGCUCUGACGUUGAUAAGGAACCAGCAGGCUGAGGUCCAACAGGCCGGUUCCCUGCCUGACGUCUGUGACAGCUUCAAACACAUGACCAGAGGCCCCUAUGUAGAGGACUGCCACACCUUCAUGCAGAAAAUCUUCACGGAACCCGGAAGCCUCUCCAUGGCAACAAUCACCAAGCUCCGGGAGACGUGUCGAGCACGCAUCAUCGCUGAGGAGUCCUGACCCCAUCCUCCUGACCUGUCAAUCAAACACACUGCACAUUCCGGGCUGGGUCCCAACACUCCUUAAUGGUCUCCUCGGAUCCUAUCCCUCACUGUUGGGACAGUACCCUAGACUGUUUUGUACUCUUUAGCAUGACUACCAUGUAUGUAGACUACUAGGGGUGAAAAGAAGGUGUUACGAGUACCGACAAAUUAAUUAGUAACUAUCCUGUGGGGGUAUGCUGUACUGGUUAAACAUGAGCCCAUCACAAUAAUUAACAACAAAGACGCCAUUGAAACCUUCUGGCUAUUACACUAUUAUCAUUACUGUAUGAAAGUCACAUGAAAUAAAUAUAUUUAGUGAAUGGACUUGAAAACAUGGAAUACGCUCAAAUGUGGUGUGGUUUGGUAAUAAGGUGAUUGGCCGAGACGCGCGGACAGCAGUGGACUCGGUGAGGUUACCAGACUGAUGUCGAACUAAUGAGUGACGUCGCUGGGUGUCAUUCAUCAAAUGGCGGCUGCACAGAUGCAGGAAUCCAACAUGAGGUUUAGUCCAGCAUUGGUGUUAACCAGCCCUGGACGUAUUGGUUCAUGUAGACCUGAAUGUACACAUGUAGCUAGAUAGAUGGAGUGUAAUGUCUUAACUCUGCUAACUGAGGAUCCCAUUUUGUCCUACAAAAGUAGUGCACUAUAUAUAGGGAAUAGGGUGCCAAUUGAGAUGUAACUCGUGUGAGAUUCAUGUUGCUGACUGAAGCUCAUCUUAACUGGAAUAAACAUUUAUUUAAGAACAAGAUUUGGAUUC
This is a messenger RNA of Salvelinus namaycush (lake trout), 2608 nucleotides long. Its product is annotated as growth hormone-regulated TBC protein 1-A-like. The coding region runs from base 722 to 1828 and encodes 368 amino acids. Lineage: Eukaryota; Metazoa; Chordata; Actinopteri; Salmoniformes; Salmonidae. The record is from RefSeq and is a predicted model, not a curated record. The transcript is spliced from 8 exons.